Molecule: messenger RNA, 1776 nt
Organism: Podospora anserina S mat+
Lineage: Eukaryota; Fungi; Ascomycota; Sordariomycetes; Sordariales; Podosporaceae
Exons: 2
Coding region: 1-1776 (591 amino acids)
Molecular function (GO): FAD binding
Source: RefSeq, a predicted model, not a curated record
AUGGCCGACGAGAUCAUCAAGACCGACCUCCUCAUUGUUGGAGCAGGCCCUGCGGGUGCUGCUCUGGCGUGCUUCCUCUCAUCCUAUGGGCGCAAAGGAAUCAUCAUUUCGGCCGCUUCUGGCACGGCGCAUACGCCCAGAGCUCAUAUCACCAACAUGGCUGCCCUGGAAUGUCUGAGAGACAUUGGACUGGACCGGCAAUGCAUCGAUGCAGGCGCUGCGGGGAACCAUAUGGUGCACACAAGAUGGUGCCAUUCCAUGGCCGGCGAUGAAUACGCCAGGCUCUAUUCUUGGGGCAACGAUCCGAAACGCAAGGGUGACUAUGAUGCGGCAAGCCCUUGUGACCACGUCGACCUUCCUCAGACCGAACUCGAACCAAUUCUCACGCGAAGAGCAAUCCAUACUGGCUGGACCUUGCGAUUUGACACCUCCUUUGUGUCGUUCACGCGUCCUGAGCCAGACGUUAUCAUCAGCGAAGUCAAAGACAACCUUUCUGGGAAAACGUACAAGAUCCAGUCACGCUUUCUGUUUGGCUGCGACGGCGCCCGCAGCCAAGUCAUCCGCGAGCUCAAGAUUCCCCUCAUCAAGAAACCUGGGCAAGGAUUGGCACUCAACGUGCUCCUCAAGGCCGAUCUUUCACAUCUCGUCAAGAACCGAACCGGAAAUCUACACUGGGUCUUCCAGCCGGAGAAGGAACAUCCAGCUUGGGGUUGGGCCUGCAUUGUCCGAAUGGUUCGGCCGUGGGACGAAUGGAUGUUUAUCUUUCUCCCACCCCCCGGUGCCGAUGUCAAGGGUGACGACAUGAUUGCUUCGAACGAAGAGUACAUUGCCCGGGUCAAACAGUUCAUCGGGGACGAGUCGGUUGAUGUCGAGAUCAAGGACGUGAGCAAAUGGAUGAUCAAUGAGACGGUUGCGGAGUAUUAUUCAGAUGGAAACAUCUUUUGCUUGGGCGAUGCUGUCCACCGCCAUCCACCAUUCAACGGUCUGGGGUCCAACACUUGCAUCCAGGAUGCUUUCAACCUGGCAUGGAAGCUUGAUUACGUCAUGUCUCGCCGCGCAGGUCCCAGCCUCCUCGAUACCUACAGCACCGAGCGUCAACCGGUUGGUGUAGAUAUCAUCACCCGGGCCAACCAAGGUCUCCGCGACCAUGCAUUGUGGAUGAAGUCUAUCGGCAUGUUGGAACCCGAUUUGGAGAAGAGGAAAGCUAUUCUGGCCGAGUUUGAGGACAAGGGCGAAGUUGGCAGGAAGAGGCGACAAGAGUUCCAAGCGGGCAUUGAGAACACGGGCACCGAAUUCCAUGGGUUGGGCAUCGAGAUGAACCAACAGUAUCGGUCGAAUGCCGUGUAUCAUGGGGAUGAGCCAGAAGCUCCGGCUCUGCCUGAGGACGCUGUGCGUGAACGUCUCAUCUCCAGCUACCCAGGCAUGAGGUUACCCCACGCCUGGUUGAACACACGGAAGCCAGGCAAGCAGUUCUCGACUAUUGAUCUUGCUGGCCAUGGGCGGUUCUGUCUUCUCACCGGGCCUGGUGGCCACAAGUGGAAGGAGGCUGCGGCCAACGCCGCCAAGGCCGUGGGGGUGGACAUUGUGAGUUACUCGAUUGGCUGGAAGGAGGACUAUGAGGAUGUCUAUUUUGACUGGGCGAAGCGCAGGGAGGUGGAGGAGGACGGGUGUGUGUUGGUUCGCCCAGAUAGGUUCGUUGCUUGGCGGUCAAAGUCCAUGAUUUCGAACCCGCAGGAAAAGCUGGAAAAGGUCUUGCGGAAAGUCUUGUGUCUUUAA